Xenia sp. Carnegie-2017 is the source of this 4435-nucleotide messenger RNA. RefSeq names its product centrosomal protein of 135 kDa-like. The record is from RefSeq and is a predicted model, not a curated record. The coding region runs from base 131 to 3772 and encodes 1213 amino acids. The transcript has 26 exons. Lineage: Eukaryota; Metazoa; Cnidaria; Anthozoa; Malacalcyonacea; Xeniidae.
CUGAUUUUGCCGUCGAUAAGAUAAACACACAAGAAUAUGUUGUUGAUUUUGUAAAAUCCGUUGUAAAACACCACUAUGGCACUCUAAGGUAUGCAUAGAAUACAAUUAACUUAACUGUACUGGAUGUAAAAUGGCCGAUCGUAAGUUCACAAAUUUGAGAAAACGCUUGGAUCAACUCGGGUACAGGCAAGCAUUGGGCAUCGAAUCGGUGCCUCUCGUGGAAAAAUUAUUCACAGAUCUUGUGCACACAACGGAAAGUUUGAAAAAUUCCAAAAUCCAGUUGAGUAAACGCGAUAAAGAACGGACCGUGUUCGAGGAAAACGCAGAGCCUUACAAAAGCGAUAACGCGAAACUCGUUCGUGAAAAUAACGAGCUGCACGUUCAGUUGAUACGAGCCAACGAGGACAGUGAACAAACAAUCAAAGAACUCAAAAACUCACUCAGGAAGUUAGAGCAUGAAAAUGCUGAUCUCAAGUUUUUAAACACGCAGUAUGUACACAAAGUUAAGGCCCUAGAGAAAGAUUCCGGCGAGAAAACCAUCAGGAUCAGCGAGUUGCAAGAAAAGAACCUUCAUGCUGUUGUGGAAACGCCUGGUGGUAGGAAGAAGCAGAUACCUACAAGAAGACAACGUAUGGACAUAAAAAACACUUUGUUCAACAGUAAGGGGUCAUCCAAGAGCACUGUUGUUGGUUCACCUGAUCCUUAUGUUGCGGAUCUAUUGAAAGUCGCCGAUGGUCGACUGGAAGAAAUGGAUGUUAAAAUAAAGGAACUGGAAAAUGAAAGAGAAGCAAUGGAUAGAAGAAAUAAAACACUUAGGAAGCAGGUGGAACAUAGGGACAAAGAAAUUGUUAGACUUGGGCGUUUGCUUGAGGGUGGUCGUCCCAUUCAUGCCGUGAUGAAAGAUAGGAAACAAGACAGCAGUGAAAAAAUUGUGGCACAUCUAAAUGUUCAGGUUGACUAUCUCCAACAAGCUAACAAAGAGUUGGAGCAGAAAAUUAAGGAGUUCUCGUACUCGAAGGACGAUUUAAGAUCACGUGUUAAAGACCUCGGCGAUGAAAACGAAAUGCUUCAACUGAGAAUCAAGAAACUGGAAAAGAAAAAGCAUGCUGCUGAAGAACAGAGAGAUAAGGUCGCCGCCAUUGCUGUGCAGGAUGCUGAUGAUUCGAAGAAUGAAUUGAGAGAAGUUACCAUGGAACUUGAAAGUUUGAAAAGAGAGAUUGCUGAGCUAAAAAAGGAAAGACAGCGUUACAUGGAAGAGUCCGAAAAACUUCAAGAAGCUUUGUCUGCUAUUGGUGAGGAGAAAGACAAUCUGGAGAGAACGCUGGAGGAUUGUGAGGAAGAAAAAAUACGUUUAUCCGAACGCAAUGCCAAACUGGCUGAUUCAGAACGUGAACUUUUAGUUAGUAUGGAAAAAUUGCAAUCCAGAUCGUCACCGAGCAGGAAGGCUAAGUCUCCUACAAAACACGAAAGCGUCGUAAAAUCCUUGGAGAAGGAGCUUGACUAUUACAAGCAAGAAUGCUCAUCGCUACAGGAAUUAGUGAAGAAGAAGCUUGUAGAUUCCAGUGUGGGUACGCCGAAAAAGAAAGGAAAGACCGAUGCAAAAUGGCAGGGCAUGCUUAGAAUCAUGGAAGAGGAGCGAGAUUUUUACAAGACUGAGUAUGAGGCAUUACGCAAGAAAAAAGCGUCAGGAAAGUCACCAACUGGUAAAGAAAAGUCAUCAUCAAACAGUGCAAACGAAGUGGCUCGAUUGAAAAGGGAAAAGAACGAUCUACAGGCAUUAUUAGAGAAGUUUGAAAGACAUCUUGCCGAUAUCCAGGAAAAUGUCAAAAACGUUGUCAAUGAUCGCGAUAGUGUACAGUUACUUUAUGAACAGGCAACGGAAGAAAUUCAGAGAUUGCGGCGUCAAGUGACUCGAUCCAGAUCUUCUUCUCCUUCACGAACCGUAUCAACAAUCCUUUCACGCGUUGAGGCAGAACGAGAUGAAGCUAUAGCUGAUCUUAGGAGAGCUGCAAACGAAGUCGAGUCAUUGCAAGAACAAUUGAAGGUCAGAACUGAUAGUGCCGUGUCAGAACGAAGACGACAUCAACAAGACAUCGCAGGCUUGGAAAACGUUCUCGAAAAGGUAGAAAAGGACAAGCGAGAUGCGGAAAGCAAAAUCGUCUCCUUGAAAGGCAAAGUGUCAGAGCUGGACGAACAGCUUCGGCAAACAUCGUCAAAGUUCGUAUCAUGCCGUGAUACAACACUCGAGAAAGAGGCCGAGGUGAACAAGAUGAAGUUGAUUGCAGAACAAGCUGAAAAGUCUGUUGAAGAUUGCCAACGACAGUUAACAAAAAAGAACAACGAACUUCGCGAAAAUGAUGAACGAUUAGAUGAUUUAGAGCAAAAACUUGAUGACGUAGAAAAGGUGAACUCUGCUUUACGUCAAGAUGUUGCUAAGCUUCGUGGUACAAUCAAAUCUCUCGACAUUGAAAAAGAUAACCUGCAACAACAGGUGGACGAGAAAACGGAGCGACUGAUGGCCUUGGAUGCUAGACGCAUCAAACAGGAAAAAACUGAAACUGAACUUCAUCUAACUAUUGAUGACCUAGAAGCGAAAUUGCAGCAUGCUCUCGCAGAUGGCAAUCAGAAGUUGAGAGAGAUAAAAUCUUUGAAACGUGAUUUAGACAAGAAGGAAGACGACUUGGGUGAAACAACUCGAUUGCGCGACGCUGUUACAAGGGAGAACAGAAGAGUACAGGAUGAUCUUCUCACAAUGACUGCUGAAAAUCAAGCAGUGCAUCAAGAAUUAGAGCAAUCGUUGCAGGAGCAAGAGACUCUUAAAAUGCAGAUUGGAGAUUACAUGGCUCAAGUAGCAAGAUUUGAAGGUUUAUUGGCACAAAAGGAUUUAGAAAAAGAGGAAUUACUUGAGCAGUUUCGUGCUUUGAGUAGCGAGGCAGAAAAGCUUGUGACGGAUGCUCGCGUUUCGGAAGUGCAAGUGAACAAUUAUAAGACGGAGUUAUCACAAAAGUUGCACGAAGAUUUAGAGUUAAAAGAGCGUUUGAGAGGCGUACAAGUUGAGUUGGAACAGAGGAUUGUGAACGAAAAAUCCUACGAAAUACAGAUUUCGAACCUUACAAAAUCUUUGCAAGUUAUGGAGGAGCAAUUGCGUCAAGCCGAUGAAGAGAAGGAAGGCUUGCUUGCCGAUUUAGCCGCAGUUCGUGAGUUGUGUGUUAAACUUGAUCAGAUGAGAGAUUCAUUAUCCAAACAACUUACCUCAAAAUCCAUGGACAAGGAAGAGCUGCAACAUAUGGUCAGUGAUGCUCAAGAAGAAAUUGAUGCACUUAAAACGCAGGUUUUUCAUGAGAAAUCUAACGUAAGAAGUCUCGAGGAAGUACUUUCUGCGACAAGAAAUAAGGAAUACCUUGACCAUAUGUCUCUUGAGGAAAAGCUUGACGAAGUUGAUAGACUCAAGUCCAGGCUGUCGACCUCUGAUAACGAGAAAUUUCUACAGAAGCAAGAACUGGAAAGCCUGCGAAGCACCUCAGAGAGACUUUCAAAUGAAGUCGGUGAAUUAAGAAAACAACUCAUCUCCGAGAAAUACGAAAAAGAGCGAGUUGCUCGAAGGAAAUCUGCUCCAGUGAAAUCAAGGGAAAAAGCCAUUGGUAAAAGUUCAAAGGAUCGACCAAGUCUUUCCAAAACAUUACCUCGUGAUAGGUCGUCUCCAUUAUCAUUUCAAAGUCACCAUCUAGAGUCUGUAAUAUCGCCCAUACAUCGCGACGAUGAAGGACUGUAGAUGUUACAUACGUCUUAAAAACAACAACUUUGUGAUAUCAUUUGCUGUUGUUACAAGUCUAUCAUCGUACAGCUCUCGUGGCCUCAACUAUUGGAGUAAGAAGAUCGAUAAUUUGGAGGAGAGUGGGGUCCUCAUAUUCGUAUAUUCAUGAUAUGCGGUGUUAAGUUCUUUUGAAAUCAAUUGUUAUCGAAAGAUUAUGACGUGCAUAUACGAAUAUGUCCCCCCUCCCAUAUUAUCGAGUUUGUUACGCCAUUAGCCUCAGCGACGUCUUAGACAUUGAAAUUGCUCAUGUGACAUGCGACUAAACGUUUUGCUUGUGGAAGAUAGGGCGAAUUCUUUCCGGUGGAAGAAAUCCAUGUUUUAAAAAAAGCAUGUUCAGCAUCUUGUUAUAGGACAUUAUCUUCAUGUCGUACAACACAACUUUGAUUUUGUGCAUUGAAGAACAUUGCAUAUACUUUAGAAUUCAUUUUAAUCUGCUAUAGGUCUUAUUUGACUUGUCAUUUGUAACCAGGUUUUAUUAGUUGAAGGUGAACGCUUAAAACUGUUGUCACAAGACAUGAAUACUUGAGCUAAUGUAGCGAAGUUAUACUAUACGUCUAUGUUUUACAGAUAUUGUUGACCAACAAUGUUUAUAAAAUAAAAACAAUUAAACGCGUGCGCUGA